GACCGCGGGGUUUGAAAUAUGCGUUGGGGCGAUUGUGUUCUGACAACUUCAUAAAUGGAGCUCUAGCUGGUCGACCCCCAUAGAACAGGCCCACCAUGGCCAUGCGUCGUUCCAAUACCGCACCCCAGCCUUUAGAGUAUCAUGUUCGACCUCCUCUCGCUAGGGCCAAGUCUACCAUAGAUGGCUUCGCUCCUCGCUUACAUCAAUCAGCGGCAACCGCAUCCUCCCAGUAUAGGUUUAGCGCUUCUUUGACGGCCGCCUCCCCGCUUGCCUCGCCUCGUGAUAGAGAGGACCCGUUCAGCCUCGCGGGGUUCUUCCCGGCUUCAUAUUUGGUAUCUCCGGAAAGAGAGGGGGAACGUUGGGAGUGGUUACGACAAGAACAGCCUGAGCGAUUUGGGGAUGAUGAAGUGCAAUCCUUAGAGGAUAAUGAUGGGUCAUUGCCUCGUACUCCGGGACCCGUCAUAUUCGCACGGGCGGCAGAAUAUGACAUAGAGGAGACUAUCAAGGGAGAAGAUAAAAUGGGCGUGUUAUCAGUACUUAAUAAUAUUGACUAUGGGGAGGAUGAAGUUGUUGAUCACGAGUCACUUUACCUUGCACUGAGCAAGCUACGUCAAGUUGAAAAUUCUACUGCAGGGGGACAAGAAGAAAUGAAAUGGUGGUGGCCUGUAAAAUUGGCAUUACAUGCGAUGUCUAGUAUAGUUUAGUUUAAAAUGUCAAUAUUUUUAUUUUUA
This is a messenger RNA of Suillus paluster, 731 nucleotides long. RefSeq lists its product as uncharacterized. The record is from RefSeq and is a predicted model, not a curated record. Bases 96 to 704 code for a protein of 202 amino acids. The transcript has 2 exons. Lineage: Eukaryota; Fungi; Basidiomycota; Agaricomycetes; Boletales; Suillaceae.